AUGGGUAUCCUGCGACUACCAGUGAUGGUCGAAGAUGGCAGUUGGGUUUUAGCCAACAUUUUUAUCGACGAAGGAAGCGACUCGACUCUAAUGCGCAGUGCGUUUGCCAAGGCCCUGAGGCUUCGUGGGCCACCUCAGUUUCUAACCGUGGAUGGAGCCGUUGGAGUAAUCACGCGUUAUCGUUCGAAAAGGAUCCAGUUUCGGGUUCAAGCCGCAGAUGAAAAGUUCCUGUCUUUGGAAGGAUCCACUAUGAAGAAGGUGGCUAGUCCAACACCUGUGACAGACUGGCAUAAGGAGAAAGCCCAAUGGUCCCACCUAGCGAGUCUUCCGCUCGGGGAGACAGGAGGAGGAGUUGACAUUUUAGUUGGAUUAGAUCACGCUCAUUUAAUAGCGGUCAUUCAAUCAAGAGUUGGAGCGGAGAAAGAGCCCAUUGCCUCCAAGACGGCGUUCGGGUGGAUCGUGCGAGGUUUUGUCGAAGGUCGAAUUGGGUGUAUCUCACCCGAGAACAAGCGAGCCCUCGAGAUCGUCCAGGAGAAAACGAAACGAUUAGAAGUUGGUUACGAGGUACCAAUCAUCUGGCGUGAGGGAGAGCCCAACUUAGACAGCAAUCGUCAGAUGGCGGAGAAUAGAUUUCGAAGCCAGUUGAGCCGUUUCAGACGUCAACCAGAGUUCGAGAAGGAUUAUCGAGCGGCCGUUGAGAAAUACCUAGACCAGGGUUAUGCCUCCCAUGUUCCGGAUCCAGCUAGCGCUCGGUACUUUCUAGCACAUCACGGAGUAUAUAAAGGAAAGAAACUACGAGUAGUCUACGACGCCGCCGCUGCCUUCAAAGGGAAAUGUCUGAAUGACGCAAUCAUCAGUGGUCCAGCCUUGCAGCCAUCAUUGGCCGCAGUCAUCACCCGUUUCCGUGAAGGAGAGAUUGCCUGGGCCUCGGAUAUCGAGGCCAUGUUCAACCGUUUUCGUCUUUCUAGCGAAGAUCUCCGUUGCAUCUUAGAAGACGCCGGAGUGCCAGAAAAUGUGAUCCAGGCCGUCAAGGAGAGAAUGUACAUCGACGACUAUUUGGGUUCCGCCUCAUCCGUAGCAGAAGUAGUCGAGGAAGCCGUCGCCGUCAAGAAUGCAUUGAGCAGCUCAGAUCUCAACCUCCAAGGCUGGAUUUCAAAUUCCAGUGAUUUCCUGCGAGCAGUAUCGAGAACGGAGCCGGCAACUGAUCCAGCCUCUUCUCAUCCACUCACGGGUGAAGGCACAGAAAGGGUGCUCGGAAUCGUCUGGGAUCCAAAGGCUGAUCUGCUGGGAUUCAAAGUGGACAAGAUGCUAGAUUCCGCGUUUUCAAGAGCUGAUUUGGUCAUUAAAGUGGCCAGCGUCUUCGACCAGUUGGGGACUGCAUCGCCUUUUAUCGUCAAGGCUAAGAUCCGUUUGAGAGUUCUGGGUCUCAAAGGGCUCGGAUGGACGGAUUUGAUCGCUGGUGACGACGAAAUUUGGUGGAGAAACUGGUUUCUCUCUUUAGAGCAGCUCAACACGUUGAAGAUGCCACGAUGUCUAUUUCCCGAUCGAGUUAAGAUCUCCAUGGUUGAGCUUCACGCUUUUGGAGACGCUUCGGAGGAAGCUUAG
Daphnia magna is the source of this 1605-nucleotide messenger RNA. RefSeq lists its product as uncharacterized. The record is from RefSeq and is a predicted model, not a curated record. The coding region runs from base 1 to 1605 and encodes 534 amino acids. The transcript is spliced from 3 exons. NCBI's taxonomy places the organism in Eukaryota, Metazoa, Arthropoda, Branchiopoda, Diplostraca, Daphniidae.